Messenger RNA from Motacilla alba alba, 4151 nucleotides. RefSeq names its product trace amine associated receptor 1 (gene TAAR1). Gene Ontology annotation, cellular component: membrane. The transcript is spliced from 3 exons. The coding region runs from base 943 to 1944 and encodes 333 amino acids. Gene Ontology annotation, molecular function: trace-amine receptor activity. NCBI's taxonomy places the organism in Eukaryota, Metazoa, Chordata, Aves, Passeriformes, Motacillidae. Gene Ontology annotation, biological process: adenylate cyclase-activating adrenergic receptor signaling pathway. The record is from RefSeq and is a predicted model, not a curated record.
UCCAUGAAUGAAUGCAAAACAUAAGUUAUUUACAGAAUUGUGUGUGAGAAAGUUUGUUACAAGAAUGCAAACACCAGAAGGCUUAGCAAAGUCUUAGAAAAUCAGGGUGACACCUGAGCAUCAUAAAUAAGCAGCAAGCAAAAUUUUUCAUUAGAAGGAAACAAUACCUUUUAAUCAGUCCUGUUGUCAGACACUGUCAAAGUAUUGUGCUUAGAGCUUUUGGGAAAUAUCCACUCUGGGACAGGCAAAUCAAAUUUUGAAAGAUCACCGAAAGUGUUAAGUUUGUCAAUAUUACACAAAACUGAAAGAAGUAAGUGAAAUAUUGGUCAAUCUUACAAACAGUUCAGUGCUAUUAGCUCCAUCUAAUCUGUGUUCCUUGACCACAAUAAACAUUUCCUUCACUUUGCAUGCUUCUUUUCAUGAAAGAAGACCGGCUUUAGCUUAGUUCAAAUUGAUUCAUCUUUGCAUAUUCUAGUGGCACGAGCCACUGUUACAUGAUUAUCUUUUCUGUAUAUUUAAGAUUUACGUCAUCCUGUUGAUGAGAUUUUCCCAGCAGGCUGUGAACCAGUCAGACCAAGCGAGCAGCCACUUAGUUGGGAGAAUCGGUGUGGGAUGAGUCACUUCCAGGCUGUAUCUGCAGCCCGCGCCGGUGGUGAUGAGGAAGUGACUCCUGUGCCGGAUCAUCUCCGAGUCAUGCAGUCCGGAAUAUGAACUGUAAUGGUGGUGAAGAGGAUCAGCUGCCUUCUGAGAUGGUCUUUAAAAGGAAGAAGUGCCACUCAACCAGCAGAAAACAAAUGAGUGUCAAGAGCAGACUUCUACCCAGCAUGAAGUGACAAAGCUCUUCCCAUAUAGAAAGUGGAAAAACAGUCAUAAACAUACCUCAGAAUUAGGAAAAACAGUACCUGUGCUACAUAGCUGCGUGGAUUUGAGACCCCAGUAAGGAUGCAAUUGUGCUGUGAAUCCGUAAAUACCUCUUGCAUAAGGAGCAACUGGUCAAACAGCAUCCGUAUUUCCAUGUACAUCUUCAUGGUUUGCAUGAUUCUGGCCACAGUGGUUGGAAAUCUGACAGUUAUCAUCUCAAUAUCACAUUUCAAGCAGCUCCACACGCCUACAAAUUUCCUGAUACUUUCAAUGGCUACAGUAGACUUCCUGCUGGGAUUCUUCGUCAUGCCUUGCAGCAUGGUGCGCUCUGUUGAGCACUGCUGGUAUUUUGGGGAGUUCUUCUGCAAGAUCCACUCAAGCACGGACAUUAUGCUGAGCACAGCUUCUAUCUUCCAUCUUUCCUUCAUAUCCAUCGACCGUUACUAUGCUGUGUGUGACCCUUUAAGAUACAAAUCAAAGAUCAAUACUUUUGUCAUCGUGGUCAUGGUGUGUAUAAGCUGGAUGGUCCCCGCUGCUUUUGCCUUUGGGAUGAUCUUUCUAGACCUAAACUUGAGAGGGGCAGAAAAGAUUUAUAAUCAUGUCCACUGUGCAGGAGGAUGCUUUCUCAUUUUUAGUGAAACUUCAGGUAUUGUGGCCUCCAUAGUGUCUUUUUACAUCCCUGGAUUUAUUAUGCUGUACAUCUAUAGGAAAAUAUACUCUGUAGCCAAGAAGCAGGCAAGAUCCAUCAAUGCAAUUAGCAGAAAAAAAAUGCAAUUUGAAAUGAAACACCACAUUUCAUUCUGCAGAGAAAGGAAAGCUGCUAAGACUUUAGGCAUCAUAAUGGGAGUGUUUCUCAUCUGCUGGACUCCAUUCUUUUUCUUUACAGUUACCAAUCCAUUUAUGAAUUACGUGAUACCUCCUGUUCUCAUUGAUGCUUUGGUUUGGUUUGGCUAUUUAAAUUCUACACUUAACCCAAUUGUUUAUGCAUUUUUUUACAUGUGGUUUCGCAGGGCAUUGAAGAUUAUUCUGUUAGGAAAAGUUUUUCAACAGGACUCUUCCAGGACUCAUUUGUUCUCAGACUAAUGUGCUUUAAAUGGUUGGAUUCAUGGCUUUGAACUUCUUCCUGGAGGCUGAACUCCCAGAUGUAAGAGCUUUGAAGGAAGGAAAUUCCUUCCAAAAUUUGUUUGCCUAUUUACCAAAUGUAGUUCAAGCAGAUAAGCAACCAUUGUGCUUUACGUAUUCUUUCAUUCCAGAUUGGGUUUUGUAUGUGGUGCUUUGAUUAUAUCUAUUUAUUUGCAAUGCACAGAAGACCAAGAGCUCCAUUAAAAUAAAAAACAAACCUAUAGCAGUUUAUAUCCCUGAUAUUCAUAAUUAAAAAAAAUAUUCUGACACAACAGAAUAAUUUCUUGAACAAGGUAUUUUUAUAUUACGAUAUUCGUGUUCAUUUGUGUUCUCCUCUAUAAAGAGCAGAGAAACCUUUUCCUUUGGAUUUCUUGGCAUCUUUGGCUAAUAACCCAAAGCUCUCUAAGUUUUGUCUUUCCCCUUCCCCAUAUGUGUGCAGAGCUCAAAACAGGCCAAUAACCAGCCAUACCCACACACUCCAUGGAGGGGAGGUGAGACAGAGAAAGGCUGUACUGCCCUUUCUGUUUCCAUUUCAGCUAGUACUUGUCACUUAAGAGUUUGCCACUUAAAGGCUUUGCUGCUUAAUGAGAUCAAAGCGUAUUUAACAAGAUCAAAAACAAGAAAAAAAUAUGAAGUUUGAAGUGAAAAGCAGUUUCAAAAAAGCUGCAUUGCACCCAAGAAUGCCAGAAAAUUAUGUCUAUCUAGUGAAUGUUUCAAUAUAAAACAUUAUCUGCUACAUUGCAUCUCAGAGAACUUUUUUUUUUUAGCUUAAACAUGUUGUUAUUUUGUCUCAUGGCAAUGCUGCAAGAGCUUUCGAGGAAAGCAUAUAGAGAAUUGUGAAGAAAUCCUGUGGUUGAACUCAGCUGAAUCAUGAAGGAACAGCAUUGGGAGUGGGCAGGAAAUUAUCAGUAUCUGAGAAGAGACCAUGGAGAGAAAUUGAUGACUCUGUACUAAAGUAACAGCUAUACUCAGCAGUAUAUCCUCCAUUUGUGGUCCUUGUAAAAGUGCAUCAUAUCUGUAUCUUGUCUUUGUUUUGUGUACUUUAUGGAGUACUGAAGCACUCUAUGAUGAAAAGAUUAAAAGUUGAAUGAUGAUACAUUUCAGCAGGGCAAAGUAUCAGGAUCUGAAAUUGUGUAUAUUACUGUCUCAUUGCCAUCUUGCAAAGUUUGCCCUCCUAAAAAUGACAUAAAAAGGAACAAUGAAACGUACACUACAUCAGCACUUCUACUAUGGAUCCUUGCUAAUGACAAUAUGACUAAUACUUAAUCUUACAAAAAUAAAGCAAGAUUUUUUUUUUUAAUUUCUUUCUGAUAAAUAAUGGGUAAUUAUUUUCUUCCUUCAUCUCCAGUGAGUCUGGCCCUGCUGUAGUUAACAUUCUCACCCUCACAGUGUUACUUUCUGAAAUAAAAUGUGUGGUCACUUGGACACUUUGAUCUCUCUUGAAGUAACAAUUUCAGAAGUACUGCCAGGUGAUACCUCCUUUUGUCUGGUCAUAAUUUAGAUUUAAGAAAAGAUAGAUCCUCUGUGACAAAUGCUAUCUAAGGCAUUUUAAAGUAUAUUUAGUAAGAUCAGCACAAGUUAAUGUAGUCCCUUCAGGAAGUUAAGGAAGCUGUUCCUUUCCCUUUUUUCCUUAUAAUAAACUAAUUCUUAUGAACCCAUAGAAACCAGAGCCACAUUCCUGAAGUGAGAAAAAUUGCUGAUAAAGACAGUCUGAUAGGUAGAGCAAAAGCCAUGCAUGCAAGUAAAGCAAAUUUAGGGAUUUAUCACUAAGCAGAUCUUCAGCCAUUUCGAGGAAAGCAGGGCUCCACGUUGUGUAAUGUUUAUUUGGGAAAAAAAAUGCUGCAACUCUCAACGCUCCAGUUUCUCCUUCUUCUCCCAAGGAUUUUAUUGCUGAGCACAUCAUAUGGUGUGGAGUAUCUUUCCGGUCAGCUGCGUUGAGAUGUCCCCUCCCAAACUGUUGUGUUCUCUCAGGUUCCCUGCAGUCAGGAUGACCCCAAGCAAGCCCGAUGGUCGAAGAAAGAGUCAGAAUUCUUUGACUGUAGUUCUCAAGGUUGUUUAUUGCUUCUGAUCUAAAACAUUUUUUCUCCAACCGGUCGAGGUCUGAUCUGCAGGUCAGCCAGAGGCAGACUGCCUCCUGGGCUGGUGUUAUCUUUUAUACUAAAAACUAC